Molecule: messenger RNA, 1509 nt
Organism: Tarenaya hassleriana
Lineage: Eukaryota; Viridiplantae; Streptophyta; Magnoliopsida; Brassicales; Cleomaceae
Product: ultraviolet-B receptor UVR8
Exons: 11
Coding region: 87-1268 (393 amino acids)
Source: RefSeq, a predicted model, not a curated record
AAUAAGCCCUCCCAAAUUCCUUUCCCUUGCUUUUCGCUGUCUUCUUCACACGCGCCCCUCUCUCUCUCUCUCUCUCUCUCUCUCCAAUGGCUGCUUCUACUACUGUUAUAGCCUGGGGCUCUGGCGAAGAUGGGCAGUUAGGACUUGGGACCAACGACGAGAAGGAAUGGGUUUGCGUAGUUGAGGCCCUCGAGCCUUACGCUGUUCGCUCGGUCGUCUCCGGUAGUCGCAAUUCGCUCGCCAUUUGCGACGAUGGCACGCUGUUUACAUGGGGUUGGAAUCAAAGGGGUACAUUAGGACACCCGCCAGAGACCAAGACGGAGAACAUCCCAAGUCAAGUUAAGGCUCUUGCCAAUGUCAAGAUCGUUCAGGCGGCUAUUGGUGGUUGGCACUGUUUGGCUGUUGAUGAUCAAGGCCGAGCUUAUGCCUGGGGUGGUAAUGAAUACGGACAAUGCGGCGAAGAGCCUGGCAAAGAUGAAAUGGAAAGGCCUUUGCGGAGAGAUAUUGUCAUCCCCAAACGUUGUGCCCCAAAACUAGUAGUCCGACAGGUAGCUGCAGGGGGUACCCAUUCUGUGGUUCUCACUCGUGAAGGACAUGUGUGGAGUUGGGGUCAGCCAUGGCCUCCUGGUGACAUAAAACAAAUAUCUAUUCCUGUACGAGUUCAGGGUCUUGAAAAUGUGCGUCUCAUUGCUGUUGGAGCAUUUCAUAAUCUGGCUCUUGAAGAAAACGGGACAUUGUGGGCAUGGGGCAAUAACGAAUAUGGACAACUUGGAACGGGAGACACCCAACCAAGAUCCCAGCCAAUUCCAGUCCAAGGCCUUGACAGUCUCACUUUGGUUGACAUUGCUGCUGGAGGAUGGCACUCAACAGCUUUAACCGAUAAAGGGGAGGUGUAUGGUUGGGGGAGAGGGGAACAUGGGAGGCUCGGGUUUGGGGACAAUGACAAGAGCAGUAAGAUGUUACCUCAGAAAGUUAAUCUUCUAGCCGGGGAAGACAUCAUUCAGGUCUCUUGUGGUGGCACUCAUUCGGUUGCAUUGACACGAGAUGGCCGUAUCUUCUCUUUUGGUCGGGGAGACCAUGGUAGACUUGGGUGUGGGAGAAAAGUGACGACGGGACAGCCAUUGGAUGUUCCGGUAAAGAUCCCUCCACCAGAGGGACAGUUCAAUGACGCUGCAGAGGAUGACGACGGUAAAUGGGUUGCCAAGGUCGUUGCUUGCGGUGGCCGCCACACUCUAGCCAUUGUGGAAUGGAAGUCCGCCGCAAUUUGACCACACUCUCCGGCCACCAAAAGCCAUGGAAUGUGAAAAUACAUCAAUGAAGAUUCUUUUGCUGAGCAUAGUCUUAUUACUUGGAACUGGUUAUAGCCCUGAAUCAGAAUCUCUCUUUUCAUCCCAUGGGCAUGAAACAUCAUAUAUCUCAGAGUUUUUCAGUUGUGUUCCAGAGAAGUUGGACUACGUUUGAUGCUGAACCAAGUUCGGUUUUGGUGAUUUCAAUAAGAUUUUCUUCUUA